UGCGCUCAAGGGACUGCCUUUUGCUUUUCAAUGAUAUCCUUUGCGGGUGGCUCGUUUUAAUUCAUCCCUUCGUUUAUUAGAGUUUGCAUGGAUUGGAUAACUGCACCUGCGGAUUAAUGUAUCUUAUAACGUUCUACACAUUUUAAUUUUUGGUUCUCAGUGCUUGAAUUCCCGUCACUUCAAACGAGAAAGAAGACAAACCCAGGCCGCGUAUUUCCUUCCGGGUUAAAACUGAAAUGGCGGAUGACCUGAGUGCAAGAGGCCUCCCAUUAACAAUUCUGGAAGUCAGCUCUUUACUUAUUUUGAAUGUUCUGUCUCUUCUGGGAAACACGCUUGUUUGCGCUUCAGUUUACAAGAACGCAAGACUCCGUACAACCACAAACUUAUACAUUAUUGCUCUGGCUGUGAGCGAUUUGCUUUCCGCUGUUUUUGUCAUGCCUAUUGGAACGGCUGUGUUGAUAGCCGGAAAGUGGAAUUUUGGUGGGAUUACUUGUCAACUUCAUGCCUUCUUUAGCCUGUUUGUCAUCUAUGUUUCACCAGUGACUAUGGGCCUCACUGCUGUAAACAGAUAUGUGAGAAUGUGCAAGACAGACCAACAGUAUAGGAAAUUGUUUUCAGCCGCCAAGUCUCGGGCUCUUCUUACUUCCGUGUGGUCAUUUGUUGCCUGUUACACCCUUGUUCCGCGCCUGCUUGGCCUGCAAGCCUAUGAGUUUGUACCAGGGUACGCGCAGUGUUCUAUUGCUCACCUUAGCGAAAGUGGCAAAAUGAUACACUAUGGUUUCGUUGUGACACUUUUCUUCUUACUACCGUUGAUGGCAACUGUAAUUUGUUACACAAAAGUUGCGAAAAGGAUUCGACAGCACAACGUGGGCGCAUCUUUGACAAUUCAGAGGCGCGAGAGAAACCUUUCCAUCACUGCACACGAGAUAAAAGUCAGCAAGUCUCUCUUUGCCGUUGUGUUUGCAUUCAUGAUCUGUUGGAUACCGUUUUGGGUCAUAGUCAUUUUGAGACGCUUCCGUAUUGUCGCAAAAAUGCCUCGUAGCUUCGAACUACUCUGCAUGUUUCUCCUCUACUUUUCCAAUACAAUCAACCCCUUUAUAUACGCGGGUAUGAAUCAACUAUUCAAGAGGGAAUUCCGAAAGAUACUAUUCUGCGAAAGAAGGCGUAAAGUUGAUGUUUUAUCAGGAGUGGUGAAAACAGAUGAAAUUGAAACGUACAGCGCAGCUUUAUUACGAAACCCAAGAAUGCGACGACAGGACAACUACCAGACUCCAGCAGAGAUUAUCAAUAACCAAGGAAGCGAAAACCAUCAAAUAGAAGAACCUUUUGAAUGGUUUAGACUUGCCACGCUGUCAACUUACGCUAGCAAACCUUUCUCUGAAAACUUUCAUGAUUCAGCUUCCCUAGAUACUUAAAAAUCUCCGCUGGGACAAAGAUAAGGAACAUAACUUUCCAAAUGAGACUCGGGCGAUUCAAGUUUGUUCUGUUUUGAAUUUCAAAUUUCUCAGCUGAUUAUAUGGUUUGUCUAAACAAUAACAACAAUUUCGGAACCCUUUUCUCUGCCUUUAAUGGUCGUCUUCAGAAAGCCACAAAUAAGGAACCUGAUAACUAGAUAACGGUUCUAAAUAAUUUAUCAUUUCCUGUCAGCAACUGUUUAUGGUUGAGGCAGAGUGCGUUGUUUGAAGUUGCUUUGUUGGAGCGUAGGAGAAAUUCGAUUUUUUUCUUAUCAAGUUGGUAAGGACAUGAUUUGGGCAAUUUGUUUUGAGGUAAAAGAAAAAAGAAUCGCUGAAUGUGCCCAAAAGAAACUGCAUUUAUCUUUCCCUCGAGGCGGUCUAUUGCUGGCACUUCUGAAUUCCUAGUCUGGAUUGGAUACUUCCAAGUGCGUUUUAAUAAUUUGACUCACGAUCAUAUACGCUUUGGAAAAAAAUUUUCCUGGCACAAACAGCAUGUAUAUAUAUAAAAAAAGUUUUACUUUAGCCAAGAUCGCGUUAGAUUUGGUUUUUAACUAGAAAUGUUUGUAAUGAAAAAGUGUGUAAAUCAACAUUGCUUUCGAAUAUAAAGCACCUGCUGGUUAUACCCGUUGCUAUGGGAACCUGUUAAGCAAAAAUGACGAUCGACAAUAAUAUGUUUGUUAAUGAUUUGGCGUUUGUUUGACAUCAAUAUUGAGGCAUAUAUAAUUUGCUUAAGAGUGGCAGUGUUUUCCACUAGUAUACCUACUGGAAAUUAUUUUAAGCAUCAAAUCACUUCGAUUAAUCUCGGUUAUCUUGAAAUAGAUUAGUUGAAAUUUAAAUGGAGAAUCCAUUGAAAGGUUAAGAUUCAAUUUUUAUGAAGUGAAAUUAUUGUAAGCAUCAGGUCCCUACUAAUUGUCAAAGAAGAGUCUUUUCAGCGCUGGACAUUAGUUAUUUUUGAUUUCCACAAUUUGAGUUCCAAUAACAGCUCAUUUACACCAGACAGGUCUUAUUGAAACAAAUGCAUUAGGCAGUAAUUUAAGAAAAGAAAUGGAUCGCGGCAAUAAAUCAUUAUGAAUGGCAAAAUCUAGUUUUCAGCUCUCUAAUUCGCGAGCCACGCAGGGAGGGUACUGUGCACACUUAUAUAUGUAGUUAACCCAGGGACGUCUAAACAAAUAGCUGUUAUUACAGUUGAGCCCACGGUACAACGGUAUUAGUUGCAGAGUGCGCGAAAGCGAGGCUUUCGGGUCAACAUUCCAGGGGAAUACAAGCGCCUUAUGAGAAAACUUCGAGAAAAAUAAUA
Messenger RNA from Orbicella faveolata, 2751 nucleotides. Its product is annotated as melatonin receptor type 1A-A-like. Gene Ontology annotation, molecular function: G protein-coupled receptor activity. Gene Ontology annotation, cellular component: membrane. The record is from RefSeq and is a predicted model, not a curated record. Gene Ontology annotation, biological process: G protein-coupled receptor signaling pathway. NCBI's taxonomy places the organism in Eukaryota, Metazoa, Cnidaria, Anthozoa, Scleractinia, Merulinidae.